Messenger RNA from Aplysia californica (California sea hare), 1862 nucleotides. RefSeq lists its product as uncharacterized. Lineage: Eukaryota; Metazoa; Mollusca; Gastropoda; Aplysiida; Aplysiidae. The coding region runs from base 215 to 1726 and encodes 503 amino acids. The transcript has 3 exons. The record is from RefSeq and is a predicted model, not a curated record.
UUGACCUCAGAUACAUUAUCUCUUUGCACUAUAUAACCAAGUUCCAAGCAUGAGCAGGCGUUCAAUUUUUGCCAGACUUAGGAAGGGUGUCCUUUUGUCAACGCUCUUCUUUCUCAGACAUAUUUUCGCUUCUUCGUCAGAGAGGAAUAAAUAUAGCAGACAUGUGUUUUUGCGACUUCAUCAUCCCUGGACUCACUCACUCACUGACUGACCAAUGGCUCGCAGUUCCAGCCGAGUGGUGUCAAUGAGCACCAACUACACAGGCCUGGCGGGAGUCCACAGCGAGGUGGCCACAUGCACGGCAGCCAGGAACAAGGCUUUUGACCGGAGGGUCUCAGACACCAUGACCACCGAGCAGGUUCUUCAUAUGAAACAGCUCAACUCCAUCGGCACUAGCAAGAAAUCUCUGGAGCAGUCCAUGCUGGCAUAUGCACAGAAGAUGAAAUCUAUUCUCGACAGUCGGACAAACAAAAGUGAGCAAACAAAGAACCCCACAUCAGACUCCAAGGACAACGCCAAGUGGGCGACACUGUCUCACAAACCCGCUUCGCAAAAACUCUCACGCAAUUUGCCUUUUAUUUACGAAAUGAGCAACGAUGUAUCCAUUGGUAAAAUCACGGACUCCUCCAGGCCCCAGGCUGCCAGAGUGAGCCAGAAUAAUAAAGUGGACAAUGUCGGAAGGGUGUCAAUAGAUUCUGGAAUCAGCGUUGACUACACGUCUGAGUCUUCUGACACGCCCCUAGAGGGUUAUUUUUCGGAUACAGAAUGUCAGCGUCGUCAUUCCGAAACGCCCAGAGACAGAGACAGAUCAAGUUCUCCGGAGAGAACCAACAGCAGGAACAGCGUGCUGUCCACUCAGUCUGAGUGUAUUCGGGACUCCACUAAUAACGCCAGACGGCGGCGAGAGAGGCGCAAAAGAUUUGGUGCUUGCUGUAAACCCGAACUGCCGACAGUGCAUGACACAGAACACACGGCAGAAGACAACGACACACCAGAGUAUAACCCUUCGUCUGAAGUCUACGUAAACAUCGCGCCUUUCCCGGACAUGAUGGGGGAAAGAGACGCUCUCGUACCGUCCUAUCUCGACCUCAGUGAAAACGUGGAGGAAUCAGAAGACCUAGAACGCAGAACGAAAAUACUCAACCCACUCACCAACACCAGGAAUUGGGUGAACCGAGACAAUAACAAUAAUAUGUACUCUCAGAAGCACCCCCCUCCCCCAUCAGUGAUGAGACCAAAGGUCAUCCAUUCCCCCAGCGUCAGCAACACUCGCCUACGUCGGGUCAGUCAGAACAAGAAACAGUCCAAACCGUACCACAAACUCUUUCGCUACUCCGACUACGUUGAGAACGCCGACAGCGAAACUGACCGUGAUUCUGUGGACAGCAGCAGCCACGAACUCUCGUCCAAACUCUCACUACCAUCUCUGACUGACAAACUCGCUCUACCAUCUCUGACUGACUCGGAGUUUGAGGAGAUUCUAGCCGAGCAGCUUGAGCGACUCAGUGAAGACCAAAGCCCAAAACCCUCGUUCCGAGAAAGAGGCUCGUCUCUCCCUGUCCGGAAGACGCGAGGUGUGGUCACUUUACUCGGGAAUCUGGAAGAAAACGACACAGCAGUGCUGAAAUCUGUUUUGAAAACUGCCACAGACUCGGAAAACUACGAAAAGAAAUCUGUUCGCUUUCAAUUGCCAGACAUUUAUCAGCCACCAAAUACGUACAGGUAGCACGUGUACUCAAGUCAAAGGAAUCAUAAACAUGUACAUUGUGUAUUUAAAUGUUAACUUUACUCCCAUGCCAUAGUCCCUGGAUCUGACUGUCAGGUCAAGAUGGACAAAUUUUAAUACAACUUUUGAAACAUUA